Diaporthe amygdali is the source of this 1899-nucleotide messenger RNA. RefSeq names its product peptide transporter ptr2. The record is from RefSeq and is a predicted model, not a curated record. The transcript has 3 exons. Gene Ontology annotation, molecular function: dipeptide transmembrane transporter activity. NCBI's taxonomy places the organism in Eukaryota, Fungi, Ascomycota, Sordariomycetes, Diaporthales, Diaporthaceae. Gene Ontology annotation, cellular component: membrane. The coding region runs from base 1 to 1899 and encodes 632 amino acids. Gene Ontology annotation, biological process: oligopeptide transport; transmembrane transport.
AUGUCGCAAACCGUGAACUUGGACAGAGCAGAGAUCGCCCAGGCCCAAGCGGUCAAGGAUGGGCUCGAUCCUGGCCCGCCUCUGGGCACUGUCGACGAGCUCAAGGCCGGCAAGGGCAGCAUAGAUGUCACCGCCAAGAUCCCCGACAGCUCCAAUGGAGACGGCGGUCUGCUAGACGAGGACGAGGUGCCAAGUGAGGAGGAUAUGCACACGCUUCGCAGAGUUUCGGGCCACAUCAACUGGGCUGCCUACUCAGUCGCCUUCUGCGAACUGGGAGAGCGUUUCUCCUACUAUGGCUCCAGCAUUCUCUACACCAACUUUGUCGUCCACGCUCUUCCUGAGGGCUCCAACACCGGUGCAGGCCAUGGUCACGGAGGCCAGUCCGGCGCCUUGGGACUUGGCUCUCGGGCCGGUCAGGGUAUCUCCCUCACAAACCAGUUCUUCGCUUACCUGGUCCCUCUAUUCGGUGGCUGGCUCGCCGACGCCAAACUGGGCCGGUACAAGGUUAUUCACAUCGCCAUCUGCGUCUCCAUGUUGGCCCAUGUUAUCCUCGUGGCCGCUUCAGCUCCAUCCGUCAUCACCCACCCAGACAACUCUCUUGCCGCCUUCGUCAUUGGUAUGCUUGUGCUCUGCAUCGGUACCGGCCUCUUCAAGGCCAAUGUUUCCCCGCUCUUGGCUGAGCAGAACCACGACCGUCGCAUGUACGUCAAGACUCUCAAGUCUGGUGAGCGAGUCAUUGUCGAUCCAGCCAUCACCAACACCCGUAUCUUCCUGUACUUUUACAUGGCCAUCAACAUUGGGUCAUUGGCAGGUCAGAUUUCCAUGGUCUACGUCGAACUGUACGUCGGCUUCUGGCUGGCGUUUCUGCUUCCCACCAUCAUUUUCGCUAUUUGCCCUAUCGUUCUGUUUGUCAUGAAGAAGCACUACACAUUGAGCCCACCCACAGGCUCGGUUCUGGGCAAGUUCUUCAGCAUGUACGGAAUGGCCAUGCGAGGAAAGUGGGGCAGUCUGAUCAACCCUCCCAAGUUCAAGCGUGAGUUCACCUGGGACGUUGUUCGUCCAUCCAACGUUCCCGUCGAGCAGCGACCAAUCUGGAUGACCUACGACGACGAGUGGGUCGAUGAGGUCCGCCGUGGUCUCAAGGCCUGCAAGGUCUUCCUCUUCCUGCCAAUUUUCUUCCUGGCCUACAACCAGAUGACCAACAACCUUACCACUCAAGCCGCAACAAUGGAGCUGCACGGCGCGCCAAACGAUUUGAUUCAGAAUCUCAACCCUAUUUCCAUCGUCAUCAUGAUCCCCAUCCUGGACCGCUUCGUCUACCCUGGCCUUCGCAAGAUGGGUAUCAACUUCACCCCUCUCAAGCGUAUGGCCUUCGGUUUCGGCUUCUCAGCCAUGUCCAUGGUCGCUGCCGCCGUGAUGCAGUACUACAUCUACAAGAUGUCUCCCUGUGGCAAGUACACCACCGACCAGGAGUGCACCGCUCCCAUCAAUGUCUGGGCCCAGUGCCUGCCCUACGUCCUCGUGGGCUUGUCUGAAAUCUUCACGAACACCACCUCAUUGGAGUAUGCCUUCUCCAAGGCUCCGGACAACAUGAAGUCCGUCGUCAUGAGCGUCAACCUGGCCAUGUCUGCCAUCUCCUCGGCUAUCGGCCAGGCCUGGACACCUCUUGCUGGUGACCCGAACUGGGUCUGGAACUACGGAUCCGUCGCCAUCAUCGCGGCAGUAGGUGGUAUUGGAUUCUGGUAUUGCUUCAAGGACCUGGACAAGGAGGAGGAUAUGUGGAACAACCUUAAGAAGUCCGAGUACAAGGGUAGCCGGCAGCCGAAUGCAGGGCACACGGCCGCUGACAAGUCAGCGGAGCCAGAGCCGAUCAGCGAGGUUCCUAGCGAGAAGAUCUAG